Messenger RNA from Conger conger (European conger), 3570 nucleotides. RefSeq names its product Fas (TNFRSF6) associated factor 1 (gene faf1). Gene Ontology annotation, cellular component: endoplasmic reticulum; nucleus. Lineage: Eukaryota; Metazoa; Chordata; Actinopteri; Anguilliformes; Congridae. The record is from RefSeq and is a predicted model, not a curated record. Gene Ontology annotation, molecular function: NF-kappaB binding; ubiquitin binding. The coding region runs from base 319 to 2379 and encodes 686 amino acids. The transcript has 19 exons.
CAUGGGUAGCACUGCCAGAGAGAGAGAGGCAGAUAAAAAAGUGACGUUAACACAGAGCUGAAACCCUGAAAGAUACAGAUCACGGCACAAAGUACAACGUUUGCACUUUUAGUACCCGCGUAAUCCUAGAUUUUGGGCUCGGGUAUCUUUUUUUGUGUUAAUUUCCGACGAUAUUUUUUAUAUGAAACCUUAGUCCCCUGCUUGCUUCUUAGAGAGCGACAGAGUGUGGUAGGGAGAGAGAGAGAGAGAGAGCGAGCGAGAGAGAGAGAGAGAGAAAACGAGAGAGCUUGAGCUAGCCAGAGUUAGCCAGUCACUGCAAUGGCCUCCGAUACUAGCGGUAGCAACAUGGACAGAGAAAUGAUUCUGGCUGACUUUCAGGCAUGCACUGGGAUUGACAACAUUGCUGAAGCAAUAGCUCUUCUUGAACUGAACAACUGGGAUUUAGUGGCGGCAAUCAAUGGUGUAAUUCCACAAGAAAAUGGCAUCUUGCAAAGUAGCUUUCCCAGCGAGGCGUCCCAGGCCAGUCUGUUCGGCCCACACAGCCCCCCGGCGGCGUCCGCGUCGGCAUCAGCAACGACAGCGGCCGCAGCGACAGCAGCGGCAGCACCGGCAGCACCUCCCUCCUCCUCCUCCUCCUCCUCCCCACCGCCCUCGUCAUCUUCCUCCUCGUCCUCGGCGUUCUGCCCCGUCCUGCCCUCCCGACACAUCAUCGAGCGCCAGCCGCGCAUGCUCAACUUCCGCGUGGAGUACCGGCAGCGGUCCGUGGAGGUGGUGCUGGAGGAGGCCAGCACUGUGGCGGAAAUGAAGCAGAUUCUGGAGACAGAGUUACAGGUCCCCGUGUCUAAGAUGCAGCUCAAAGGCUGGAAGAGCGGAGAUGUGUCUGACAGUACUGUUCUGCGAAGUUUACACUUGCCCAAGAACAACAGCCUGUACGUCCUCACUCCAGACAUCGCCCCCGCCGCCAGCACCAGUCAGAACAGCGCUCUGCAGGAGUCCUUAAAUCAGAACUACCUGCUCGUCAUCAGCCACAGAGAGGCUCAGCGGGACUACAGCCUCAACUUCCCGGGAAGCAGAACCAUCCAGGAGGUGAAACGGAACAUAUCGGACCUGACAAAUAUUCCCGUGCGGCACCAGCAGUGGGAGGGCUGGCCUGCUUCUGCCAGCGACGAUUCGGUCACACUGGCUGCUUCAGGGAUCAGCUACCCCUGCCAUCACCUCAGUGUGUGCCGGAGGUUCUCCCCAGCCAACACCCGGGAGCAGUUUGAGGAGUGCACAGAUGUUCACAUGGUAAGCGACAGUGAGGGGGACGAUUUUGAAGAUGCUUCAGAAUUUGGGGUGGACGAGGCGGAAAUGUAUGGCAUGGGGACAUCGGGGUGUCGAAAGUCUCCCAUGAUGCCUGAAAACACAGAGAACGAAGGAGAUGCCUUACUGCACUUUACUGCUGAAUUUUCAACAAGAUAUGGAGACUGCCAUCCGGUCUUCUUCAUCGGCUCUCUGGAGGCGGCAUCUCAAGAGGCCUUCUUCGGCAAAGCCAGAGAUAGAAAGCUGCUGGCCAUCUACCUCCACAAUGACGAGAGCGUGCUCACCAACGUCUUCUGUUCCCAAAUGAUGUGCGCAGAAUCCAUAGUUUCCUAUCUCAGCCAGAACUUCAUCACUUGGGCCUGGGACGUCUCUAAAGAAGCUAACAAAGCCAGAUUACUCACCAUGUGCACAAGGCAUUUUGGCAGCGUGGUGGCGCAGACCAUCCGGACGUACAAGACCGAUCAGUUCCCCCUCCUCCUCAUCGUCAUGGGCAAGAGGGCGUCCAACGAAGUUUUAAAUGUCAUCCAAGGAAACACGACAGUGGAUGAGCUGAUGAUGAGGCUUAUGGGUGCAAUGGAGAUAUUCACAGCCCAGCAGCAAGAAGACAUCAAGGAUGAGGACGAACGUGAAGCCAGAGAAAUGGUGAAGAGGGAGCAAGACGAGGCCUACCGCUUGUCUUUAGAAGCCGACCGCAAAAAGAGAGAAGUGCAGGAGAGAGAGGAGGCCGAGCAGGUUCGUCUGGAGCAGAUCCGGAAGGAGCAGGAGGAGGAGCGGGAGGCCAUCCGUCUCUCCCUGGAGCAGGCCUUGCCCCCGGAGCCGGAGGAGGAGGGCGCCGAGGCGGUCAGUAAGCUGAGGAUCCGGACGCCCAGCGGGGAGUUCUUGGAGAGGCGCUUCCUGGGAACCUGCAAGCUGCAGGUCCUCUUCGACUUCGUGGCCUCCAAAGGCUACCCGUGGGACGAGUUUAAGCUGCUCACCACCUUCCCCCGCAGAAAUAUCACCCAGAUGGACCCGGCGUGGACUUUACUGGAGGCCAAGCUGUUUCCUCAGGAGACCCUCUUCCUGGAGGCCAAGGAGUAGGACUGAGGAGCCGCCGAUGGACAGGCUGAAGGAGCACUGGAGAGCUGCAGCAUCAGCCCUGUCUGCCCAGAGACACACACACACACACACACACGCGCACACACACAGACACACACACACACACACACACAUCCACGCGCCAUGCACAGCUCACCUGUGCUCCAUACAGAACAUCACAUAUGCCUACAUGCAUGCACACAGUCUCUCACGUGUACUCGGUCAGAAACACUCGCCUCACAUAAUCGCAGUGUCACGAUCUUCUCUGUCCACAAGCUAAAAAAAGGAAAAAAGAAAAAGUAAAUAAAUAAAAUUUAAAAAAAGCAGAGAAGUAGAACACCGUCAUGAAUAAGGACUUUUGACAAAAGCUUCAUUUUAGACAUGUUUUGUGUGUAAAGAUGAGGAAAAAGACUUUUCCUGGAGAACGCUGGACUCUCUCCGUUCACCCUCGAUUCUGAACCCGAUCCCCCGCCCCUCUCCCCAACACCCAUCAUGUGACGGAACACCUCCAUCACACCGGGCCAUUACGGCCCCACACCCUCCCCCCUCCAAAAAAAAAAAAAAACAUCCAAAACUGAUUAUUCUGGUUUUAAUUUUCACCCCUCCACCACCACCCAUACCCUCGGUUUAUUUUUUUCUUGAUCCUUUUUGAGUUAAUGCUGUAUUAGUUUUAGUUUGAUAUACAGUAUAUAAAAUAUAUAUAAAAUGUAUUUGCCUGAGCCAGAACUCUCUUCAAACACACAUGCAUGCAAACAGGUUACUUGUUUUAAGCUUUUUAACAUCAUGAACAGUUUUUCUAAUUUAUGUGUCAAUAGAGACUCGACAGAACUGUCUGAGUUCUACCCUGAGGAAUUCUGUUUUUUUUUUUUUUUUUGUGGUAGAGCUGGGUUCCGUAUUCAAACCAGAGGAUUUAUUUCUGCCUUUCAGAUUAUGUUCAUAUUUUUCACAGAAUAGAGUGACCUUUGUUAUUGAAUAUUUAUUUUUGAAUCUUCCUGCCCCCUUUGCCCCCUGAAAAAUGGGUAUACUAAUUCUCAUAAUUUAAAGGGAAAAAAAAAAAUCCCUUUUAUGAUGUGUGCAUUAGCUAUUUUUAUUUAUAAUUUUCUUUCACCAAUGCUGUGAUUGUUUAUUUAAUCGAUUACCUGGAGUGAGAUAUUGCAGACUCUCCGAGUGCAAACAUUAAACUGCUCAGGAUUC